AUGGUGGGAUCUAUGACUUAUCGUCUUCAGAAGUACGAUUCAAAUAAUUGGGUUAAUGGCACUACUAUAUUUGGAGAAAGUGUAUGUGGUUCCAGUGUCAAUCAAUUUUGCGGAUGUAUAGACAUAUUUGUUGAUCGACAAGGUGCAAUUUAUUGUUCUGAUAAUGCUAUGCACCGUGUAAUCAAAAUUACACCAAAUAAUCAAUAUGCUACUGUUGCUGCAGGUGUCACAAAUACAUCAGGAUCACAAUUGAAUCAAUUAAAUAAUCCUCAAGGAAUAUUCGUUGAUGCAAACUAUACUUUAUAUGUCAUAGAUGCAGGUAAUAGUCGAAUUUUGGCCUUUUCACAAGGGAAUCCAUAUGGUAGAUAUUUAUUCUAUUAUUCAUCUGGUAUAUAUAUGGGUUAUGCUUUCUUGACUCUUGACAAUUCAGGAAGUGUAUACACAUUUGGCAACGGUACUGUUAAUCGAUGGACACCUAGUACAUCCAUUUCUACAUCAAUCGUACCAGGAACUUAUUUCUCGUAUUAUGGAGUGCGAAUACGACUCGACAGCAAAGGAAAUAUCUAUACAAAACCAGCAACAUAUGAUGGUAUUAAUAAAUAUAAUAUUGUCUCCAAUACGUGCUAA
Molecule: messenger RNA, 627 nt
Organism: Rotaria sp. Silwood1
Lineage: Eukaryota; Metazoa; Rotifera; Eurotatoria; Philodinida; Philodinidae
Source: the annotation of a GenBank genome assembly